This is a messenger RNA of Cylindrotheca closterium, 489 nucleotides long. The record is from the annotation of a GenBank genome assembly. NCBI's taxonomy places the organism in Eukaryota, Bacillariophyta, Bacillariophyceae, Bacillariales, Bacillariaceae.
AUGAUAGCAGAAACACCGACUCUUGUAUUUUCCAGUGGGAAGCUUUGCGUAACUGGUCUUCGAUCUCUGCACAAUGUCCAUUUGGCCUGUAAGAAGUUUCAUUACAUCAUCGAACGCGUUGGAUUCCAGCCCACACCAAAUUGUGAGAUGAAAGUGCAAAAUAUUGUAGGUACUGUUGAUGUGGGCUUUCCAAUUAGAUUGGAGGGUUUAGUGUACGCGCACUCAGCAUUUGCUAGCUACGAACCGGAGCUAUUCCCAGGCUUGAUAUACCGUCUGCUCAAUCCAAGGGUAGUCUUUCUUAUUUUCGUAUCUGGGAAGCUUGUCAUCACCGGUGCAAAGAAGGAGUCCGACCUUUCAGUUGCGCUCACAAAGUUGUUCCCUGUUUUGGUUGAGUUCAAAAAAGAACAUGUGGCAAGCUUCAAUGCAAAUGAAUCAACUGGUCAACCUCCGAUCUCAGGCACUAUUUCGUCACAGAAAAUGGAAGUCUGA